Thamnophis elegans (Western terrestrial garter snake) is the source of this 2287-nucleotide messenger RNA. It is a transcript of the gene FAM76B, whose product is annotated as family with sequence similarity 76 member B. Lineage: Eukaryota; Metazoa; Chordata; Lepidosauria; Squamata; Natricidae. The record is from RefSeq and is a predicted model, not a curated record.
GGUUAAGAAUGUUUUUUGGGGUUGUUGGCAGAGAAGCGAGAGGAAGAGAAGGCAGGAAGCGUUCCCCGCUCUCUUCUGCGCAAAGCGCAGCCAUGGGACGGUGGAAACCUCCAAACUUCAGAAGAGCGCCCGGAGGACCAAUGAGAGAGAGCGCGCACUCCGGGGCCCGUUCGGUUUCCUGAUUGGUGGGGGUCGGUCGCGACGUCACGCCGCGAGGCAGAUGGGCGGCAGCGGCGACGACGCGCGUCCUUCCGCCCCGUCCCCUCAUUGGACAGCGAGGUUUGAAAGGAAGUCUUGCCGCGCGGCUCGGAUUGGCCGAGGAAGCGGGCCCGCCUCUCGGAGGCGUUCAUUCGCUCUUUCGCUCGCGCUCUCCCUGUGUUUGUGUGAGGAGGAGAGAGAGAAGAAAAAAAACGGGUUCGGUCCCCGCGGCUGACACAAGAAAGAGUCGCGGCCUAUUCGACGCCGGGGAAGCGAGGAGGACCGGAGCGCGGUUUGUCUUGUCUUGGAUCUACUCUCGGGCGGGCUGGCGGCCGGCCGGCCGUGGCUCCCUUUAGGCCGAGAGGAAGGCGAUGGCGGCAACAUCCGGGGCUUCUGGGGCGGCGACGGCGGGCGCGGGAUCCGGCGCGGCCCCGGCUCUCUACGCCUGCACCAAGUGCAACCAGCGCUAUCCUUUCGAGGAGCUCCAGGGACAGCAGCUCUGCAAGGAAUGCCGUAUUGCGCAUCCUAUUGUAAAAUGUACUUACUGCCGAUCAGAGUUUCAGCAAGAGAGCAAAACUAAUACAAUAUGCAAGAAGUGUGCCCAAAAUGUGAAACAAUUUGGAACGCCAAAACCUUGUCAGUACUGCAACAUCAUUGCUGCUUUUAUUGGUACAAAAUGCCAGCGCUGUACAAACUCGGAAAAAAAAUAUGGACCACCUCAGACAUGUGAACAGUGUAAGCAGCAAUGUGCUUUUGACCGCAAAGAAGAAGGAAGGAGAAAGGUUGAUGGGAAGCUGUUGUGUUGGCUUUGUACUCUGUCCUACAAGCGAGUGCUGCAGAAGACCAAGGAGCAGCGGAAGAGCUUAGGGCCCUCCCAUUCUAACUCUUCUACGUCUAUUACCGAAAAAGACCAGCAUCAUUUGAAACACCACCAUCACCACCACCACCGUCACCCUCACCAUCGCCACCAUCAUCACAGCGGCGCCCAUCACAAAAUUGGCAGUCUGAGUCCAGAAGAUGAUCAGGGGUUGUGGAAGCAGAGCCAUAAAUCCUCUUCAGCUAUUCAGAAUGAAACUCCAAAGAAAAAGCCCAAAAUGGAAACCAAGCCAUCUAACGGAGAUAGUAGCUCUAUAAAUCAGUCAGCAGACAGUGGAGGCACCGACAACUUUGUUCUAAUAAGUCAGUUGAAAGAAGAAGUGAUGUCUCUGAAACGUCUCUUGCAACAAAGAGACCAGACUAUACUGGAGAAGGAUAAAAAGCUGACUGAGCUGAAGGCAGACUUUCAAUACCAAGAGUCGAAUCUAAGAACCAAGAUGAACAGUAUGGAAAGAGCUCAUAAGGAAACUGUAGAACAAUUACAGGCAAAGAACAGAGAGCUCCUGAAACAAGUUGCUGCAUUGUCAAAGGGCAAGAAGUUUGACAAAAGCGGGAAUAUGCUGACGUCACCAUAAGAAGAUGGCGGCAGUUUGCACAGCUAUUAAUCUUGGAAAGGUAAAUCGUCUCCCGGGGGAAAACUCCGUAGAAGCAAACCUUUUGGCGUGCAGACUUGGUGGCAUAGUUCCUAUAUACUUUUUUCUAACUGAACAACAUUAUGGAGGUUUCCUUUUCCUUCUCCCCCCCCCCCUUGCAAAUAAAAAUUAUUUGGAUUACUAAAGUACUUCAACAGGUUUGAAGAAGGCACGCAUACCUAUAAAAUGCAUAGGUGCAGCCAUACAAAAGGAGGCAGAUGGCCAGUCCCUGGUGAUCAGUAAGCGUGCUGUCCCUGGUCAUCACAUCAUGCAAUAACACACACACACACACACACACCACUCACGUGCACAUAUAAAAGGCAGCCCUUCAAGACGGCAGCUCUCCGAAGUGCUCCUGUUGUGCAGACUGAUUGCAUUUGCUUGGACUUUAGCAGGUCACCUGGGCAAGAACAGAAACUUGUCUAGGGAUGUGGACAAAGACACCUGAAGACAAAAUUCCAGUUGGAUCUACAUUCCAGCAGCAGCUAAUUUGAAAACUGAGCAAAAGCACUGGAGAUGACCCUUCUUGGUCUUUCAAUCCAAAUAAGAAUGCAUUGAGUUUUAAAAUCAUGGUGCUUUUA